Molecule: messenger RNA, 6344 nt
Organism: Choloepus didactylus (southern two-toed sloth)
Lineage: Eukaryota; Metazoa; Chordata; Mammalia; Pilosa; Megalonychidae
Gene: NIPA1
Product: NIPA magnesium transporter 1
Exons: 5
Coding region: 1-978 (325 amino acids)
Biological process (GO): magnesium ion transport
Cellular component (GO): membrane
Molecular function (GO): magnesium ion transmembrane transporter activity
Source: RefSeq, a predicted model, not a curated record
AUGGGGACUGCGGCGGCAGCGGUGGCGGCGGCGGCCGGGGAGGGGGCGCGCAGCCCGAGCCCCGCCGCCGUGUCGCUCGGCCUGGGCGUGGCCGUGGUGUCCAGCCUGGUGAACGGGUCCACGUUCGUGCUGCAGAAGAAGGGCAUUGUGCGGGCCAAACGGCGAGGUACUUCCUAUUUAACAGACAUUGUGUGGUGGGCAGGCACCAUUGCAAUGGCUGUCGGUCAGAUUGGAAACUUCCUGGCAUACACGGCAGUUCCCACAGUCCUGGUGACACCUCUGGGUGCCCUCGGAGUGCCAUUUGGGUCCAUUUUAGCUUCUUACCUUCUGAAGGAAAAGCUCAACAUCUUGGGCAAGUUGGGGUGUCUCCUAAGCUGUGCGGGUUCUGUCGUACUAAUUAUCCACUCCCCGAAAUCCGAGAGUGUGACCACUCAGGCUGAGCUCGAAGAGAAGCUGACCAAUCCAGUGUUUGUGGGCUACCUGUGCAUCGUGCUGCUCAUGCUGCUGCUGCUGAUCUUCUGGAUCGCGCCUGCCCACGGGCCCACCAACAUCAUGGUGUACAUCAGCAUCUGCUCCUUGCUGGGGAGUUUCACCGUGCCUUCCACCAAGGGCAUCGGGCUGGCUGCCCAGGACAUCCUGCAUAACAACCCGUCCAGCCAGCGAGCCCUGUGCUUGUGCCUGGGGCUCCUGGCGGUGCUGGGCUGCAGCAUCAUCGUGCAGUUCAGGUACAUCAACAAGGCGCUCGAGUGCUUCGACUCCUCAGUGUUUGGGGCCAUCUACUACGUGGUCUUCACCACACUGGUCCUGCUGGCCUCGGCCAUCCUGUUCCGUGAGUGGAGCAAUGUGGGCCUCGUGGACUUCCUGGGGAUGGCCUGCGGGUUCACCACCGUCUCUGUGGGCAUCGUCCUCAUCCAGGUGUUCAAAGAGUUCAAUUUCAACCUUGGGGAGAUGAACAAGUCUAACAUGAAAACAGACUGAGGAGAGAGGGCAUUGGGUGGCAUGAGGAGCAGGAAGUGGACAUGGUUUCUGGUCAUACUUUGAGGUGGAGUAGACGAUACCCUGAGAAGUGGGAGUAGAGUUGCCUGUGUGUUAAUGAGUGAUCCCUGGUGGAAGCCCAGCCUCCCGGUGCCUGGAUUUGCCAGAGGAUUGCCUGGGGGUCAUCACUCUCUCUCUGAUGAGAAAAAUCUCGUUUUCAUUGCCGUUAACCUCUAAGCUUUCAUGAAUCCAGUUUCCUUUUAAGACAUUUUCACAUAUUUAAAUAGAAACGAACAAUGGGCUCUUUCUGAUCAGUCUUUGUAAGGGAGCAGAUGUUCCUACUUAAAUGAUUAUUUUCAGAAAUGGAAGAUGUUGUCUUGAAAUCUGACUCUGUAGUUGUGUUAUUUUAUACUUAAGCAUGUAUAACAUUCAGGUACCUUACCCAAAUAAGAGGUGUAUACAUUUAAUUGUUCUUAAUCCUUUAACAAGUUGACAACCUCCCACCCCAACUCCCCAAGACAUUUUAACAGCAAAUCGAGAGAGAAGAGUGAAUGGACAUAACACAGUGUUCCAUUCACAGGGUGACUCUCAGUAGCUCAGAUCUAUUUCAGUGCCUUUAUCACUUGAACUUUUCACUUAGUUUAACUACUGUGUGUAUGUUCUCUGAGAUUAGAAUAAUGCAACUUCCUUGAUUAUACUUUAAUACUUCAGUAUUCAAAUUAUAAAUGUGUAAAGCAGUUAGAAAUCAUACUUUAUUCCUUGAAAGAGAGUCAAGACUAAAGCCACAUUAGAGCACAUUUACCCUGUUAGCAUGUAGUGUCCAGUUAAAGACAAUUGAUUUAAGUAGUAUGAAAUAUCUCAUUUGCAUUCAACCUGUAAUAACUGGGAUCCAGUGUCUAAUAUUUCCACAUGCUCUUUCAGCAGGUAUUGUGGCUUUGAUUAGCUGGCCAUUCAGAAGACAAAUUAUUUAACUUGAUAAAUAAGGCUAUUAUAUGAGAGACUAAUUGUUAAAUAGCACAUAUAUUGAGUUCCCUGUAAUACAGGAAUGAUUUAAAGGACACAAUUAUGCUUAGGCUAGUUUCUACAAUUUGAACACAUCUGGCUUUAAUGUUGACUUUCAAAAGAAUUUCUAGCAAAAAAUGAAAACAAUUAAUUUAGCCAUCGCUUUAAACCUCUUAUUAAACCUCCGAAAUGCAAAAUAGCCAUUAAUUAUGCCAGUUAUUUGGAUCAAAGUGCUCAUUCUGUCUAUAGUAACCUUCCAUGUGUGUUAAAUGGGAGAGAAAUACAAAGUAUUGUGAAUAUUUCAUCAAGAUAUCAUGCACUUCAUGUGCAAUGCUUUAUCUAAACAGGGAACUAUACCAAGUGGAAAGAUGGGAUUGGGCAAAGUGUAUUAUGAAAAAGUAGAACAUGAAAUUUAGUAAGAUCCAACUGAAGUCACUUGCUAAGAAAAGAAAUGUGUAUUUUCCAGGCAAAAAGAAAUGUCUAUAUUAACGACUCAAGGAAUAGUUCCAUAAAGUGUUGAACAAAGAGGCUAAAUAAAAUGAGAAUAGUUUAACAUAGAACAAAAAAUACCUUUAUGGAUUAGAAGUAUACAUAAUGAUCAUGGGUUGCCAGCAAUUUGUGACUAAGGGCAUCAACAAAAUUAUUUAAAAAUUUUAAAAAAUAUUAUGUUACCCAAUAGAUAAUAAACGCUUAAAUGUCCAUUACUGCUUUCAUCAGUUCCUGAAGGCUUGUUUUUUAAUCAUGAAUAUUUCUAGGUAUGCAAGCCUUACUUUAUUGAACUGGACAUUCUGAAAAUGUAGUGUAGCAGUAUUCACUUACUUUUAGGCAUGAGAAUAUCUUCCUAGGUAAGAAUUUUAAGAUAUUCAAAUAAUACAUGUGGCUAUACAAGGAUAAAUGAGAAGGUUCAUGUGUCUAAUGGAAAUUAUCAUUUUAAUUUUGUUAUAGCUUAUAUGUGAAGCUUAUAUUAAAUACAGCCAUUGGUGUAUUUUAUUGUAUUUUAAUCCACAGUUAUACCCUUGGUAUUCGGAAAUGAUAUUUUGUGGGUGAUCUUCCCUAUUAUUUCUUUAAGAGUAAAACAAAAUCUCAAAGUAUUAAUAGCUCUUCUCUUAAGGAUGACUGGUCCCGGCCACAGGUAGAAUCCCCAAGUUUAUAUGUUUGGCAAUUACAUUGGUAGGAUAUGUUUUUCUUCCAGUGUAACAAAGAUCACACCAUCCGUUGUAUUUCAAGUGUGACACUAGCCUCAAGGUAAUUAAUGUGACUAGAUAAUCAUAGUCUAACAGGCUAAUUUUCAAACUUAAUUUAGAACAGAUCUCUGAUUUGAAUGGUAAUUAUUUUACAAAUUCAUGUUUUCAUAAUUCAUUUAGAAAUGCAUAGAAAAAACAAAAGUGAAGGAUAGUAGGAUUUACGAUAUUUAUUAAACCCCCCAAAGUCAGAGCUUUGGCGGAAGGCCUCGGAUGGGGAUGAUUCUUGGGUUGGUUUUUCCAAAAGCAUCUACAUCUGAAACAUCUGCGUUAUUCUUUGGAUUAUAAAAUUCUUUGGAUUUUAUCUCUCAUAAAGCUAAGAAAGAAAAAAAUAUCUAUAUACAUUUGUUUUCAAGCCUCCUCUGAAAUCAUACAUAUAUAUAUAUUUUACAAUUUGCAGAUUUACUGUUGAUAGAUAUUUAAGUAGGCCUCCAUGUGAAACCUUUGCAUUGUUAUACUAUUCUUUGGAUUUUCUCUCUGAUAAAGAUAAGAAAGAAAAAAAUACCCACUAUAUACUUGUUUUUAAACCUCCUUUGAAAUCAUAUGCUUUGCAUAUUAUUGUUGAUGGGUAGUCAGUAGGCCUUCUCCCUUCUCCUACUUGGAUAAUGCCUUAUUUUCCUAUCUGAAUCUUGGCAUUUAAGAAUAUUGCUUCUGGUUUUGCACAUUGAUCAAGUGUUGGACCUAUUAAGGAUUCUAAGCCAAACCCAGCAUGUAAAAACCAUCCCAGAGCCUUUUGCUGCUCUCAGGACGAUUAGGUCUCCUAGAAGGUUCUUUGGGAAAAGGGAGGACUGCCAAAACCAGAACCUUUAGGGAGGAAUCUGCAGUUUUCAUCACUCAUCACUCACACUGUAGUUAUGUAACAUUCCUGUUAGAAUAUUAGUGAAAUGUAUUUUGCUGCUCUUUGCUCAGCAAUAAGCAAUAUUCUUGCAGUUCCUACUUUUCAAGCCAAUUUGCUAAGUUCAAUUUUAUUUCCAGAAAUUCACCCCAGCAGUAGUAUGUUGGUCUUUGUUCUUUGGUUCCACUUCUGUUUUCUGAUAGGAGAGCACAUACUAAAAUGUGCAGUCACUUUUCAUCUAACUUAUGCCUAGAUGAGUAAGCUCUUUGUAGCUAGUUUGUAGAGAUCUGUGGAUGAGAUCCUUGAAAGAGAUGUGUUGAUAAGCACAGGCCACCCUGUAUGGUGUAUAAUUCUUGUCAGGAGAUACUUUUCUUUCCUAGGCUGCUCAACUAAUUCUAGAAGAGCUUGAGAUCACAUUUUCUCUGAUGCCUAUGUGAUCUUGAGGUAGGCUUCCCAUGACUGAAAGGAAAGAAAAGAGUGUUAUGUUUUUAAAUCUUUUCAAGGCUGCACAGAUCAGCUUCAGUGGUCUGAAGGAGUGAUCCUUCUCAGUGUAUCUAACAUGAAGAAAGCAGUUCACCCUUCCGGCAGGAUUAGGUGGAAUCUUUGUGUUCCGCCAUCUCAGGGACCAAAAAUGUAACAUUAACUCCCUAGCAUUGAUUCUCUUCCCAAAGAUAUGUCCGUAUUCAUUUUUCUUAUAUUUUGCUCAUAUUCAUAACUAGAGGUCUGUUAACUUGAGUUGGAAAGAGAAAAGAUCAAUUUACUUGCCAGUCACACCAUAAGACAGUAUUUUAUAAAUACCUCAAUUUUCUGUAUUCCUCACUUCAACAUCACAGCUAUUAAGGCCUGUCCUUUAGCUUAUCGGUGAUUUUUCGCAUCUGACCAGAUUCUUAUACUCCCAUUAUAUACUUGAAAAGAUUAAGAAUUAUAGGAACAGGAAGAAUUUGGUCAAUUAUCACUACUCAUUUCUUUUUAUACAUAUCUCCUAUGCUCUUACAUGUGACAAAAGUUAUAUUUUAAGAAAAUUAACUUUGUGGUUCAUCCAAAAAAUGCUGCCUAAUAAAAAGUUGGUAUUCAAUAGAACAAUGAUCAUGUAAAUAAAAAUCUAUUUUAAUUGUACUCCAGGUGAAAAAAAUCAUAGUCUAGGGCCCAGAGCAUGAUGAACCAGGGAGAAGGAUUUAUUUGUUCUUUUCUCUAUUCUUCCCUGAAUUGUACAAAUUUAGGUAAGUCACUUAACCUUCCUGUGCCUCAUUUUUCUACCUCUAAAGGGGCGGGAUGAUUCUCCAUAUUGACUGGUUUAGAACUGGAGCACUUUUACCCGUGUUCUGGCAGCCCCAGUGGGAGCACCAUCUUCAGAAUUGCUCUGUAGCUGACAUGGGAAACCCUGUUCCCAGCUGUCUCCUCAGUCCACUAAGGACUGCGAUAGAGAACACCCACUUCUGAGCACUGAGAAAGCAGACAGCACUGGGUGUAAAGGUUUCAUGAUUUGACCAAGCUUUAACUUCCCCUUUUUUGUUUUAAAAGGAAGGGUUUUGUAUAUUCUACUGUGAAAUAUGCAAAUUAAACAGGGGCUUUUAGAAGCUGUACUGAAAGGUCUCACUCUGAUGGUUUGAUGAACCCCCUUUACCUUCUGAUGUCCACAGAGGACUUUCGGUCUUUAGGCCUCUGCUUAGGUUUGUAUUCUUUAGAAAGACUUCAUAGCCUGUGAAAUGGAUCAUCUUUGUUGAAUUGAAUUUGUAAUGAAUGAUGCUGAAUUUCCUGCUUUCACGUAGCUCAACUCUGAUGAUGAACUCUCUGACACCAGGCUGAGUUCAGGGGCUCCCAAGCCACUCCCAAAGAGUCACAUUGCAAAGUUAAGAGUAUUUCUUUUAUUUGUCAGAAUGAAAUAAUUUGGUACCUCCCCCCUGUAUAUUGGUAUUUUGCACUUUGGAACAAUUAAAAGGUACUGUUUUUCAGUAGCAUUUGGGAGUGUUUUUGCCUUUUUAAAUGAUAACUGUUAUUUUCUUGUAAAAUAGAAUAUCAUCAUGAAGAAGAGGAAGAAGACUAGAAGAUUAAAAAUGAAAAUGUUGAUUGUUGCAUAACAGUUUUACAUGUAUGUAUAUACACACACACAUACAUACAUACAAACAUGCACAUACACAGUUGUCAGUGGCUAAGAUUUGCUUAUAUUUUGUUUCAUAGAAGUAAUCAUGGCAUGUUGCAAUUGCCUUAUGUAAAUAAAAAGGCUAUUUAUUAAGUUUUCCAAUAAUAUUUAUUAAUCUGUAUGUGUUUUAAAAUAAAAUAACUUAUUUCUA